CCUGAGAUCAAGACCUGAGCUGAAAUCAAGAGUCGGACCCCCAACCAACUGAGCCACCCAGGCAUCCCAACAUUUACUAAUUUUAAGUUAUCGACAUGACAUCACUGAAGAGAAGCUGGGAAGAAAUUCAGAGUAGCUCGCCAUUAUGUACCAUUUCCACUAUACAGGUACAGUAGUCAUGAGAAACUUCAAGAACAUACCUGCUGGUAAAAUGUAGUCAAAUAUUUAACAAGUGAUGAGUUUUAAUUACCUUUGCUUUUAACAUCAUCUAUUUAUUUAUGUUUUUAUAAUUUAAUGAGUGAUCAUGGCAGUUUGUCAACUGGCUUGCAAACAUUUCUGAAAUUUUAACAAUCAGCUCUUGCAAGUGGGCACAAACUGCCUCCAGCCAGUCACUUGCUGAGGGACCUACCACAGAUGGUGUUCUGGGCCCAGACCUGGACAGUGACAGAAGACUACAUUUCCCAGAAGCCUCCUCUCCCAGAACCCGCCCUCUGCUUCGAAAGCUGUUACCAUGGAGAUGGGCUAACAGAUGGCACGGGCUGUCCUCAGAGGGGUGAGGAGGGAGCAGAGGACCUGAGCGGGAGAUCUGCAAAUGUCAGAAAGGUGUCACAGACGUGCUGGCACCAAGCAAGACUUUCUGCGUGAUGGAAGGAGAGUUUCAGAGGGGCUUGCUUCCCCCCUCUAAACCGCCUCCCAGAGACACAGGUGGUCUUGGUGGCAGAAGGGGGCCAUUCUGAGUGCAUUUCUCCUUCCCACGGGGACUCUGUCUCGAGACAGCCGGGGACGUGCCGGGAUGGAGGUCCUGAAGGAGAAAGUGGAGGAGGAGGAGGAGGCCGAGCGGGAAGAGGCAGCCGAGAGGGGCGAGAAGGUUAUGAGGCCCGUGGAGAUGCGGAGGGAGGAACCGCCCAUGACGCAGGAGAUGCUCAGAGACCUAGAGAAGAAGCUGUCAGAGAUUGAGAUCGUCAUCCCGGAGCAGCCCUCGAUCAUUACCAGGGACACCUUCGACAUCUCCAAGCUCCCCCUCUCCUACCAAAGCAACACGCUCAAGGAGGAACACUUGCUGCAGGUGGCAGACAAUUUCGCCCGCCAGUAUAGCCACCUGUGCCCGGACCGUGUGCCCCUCUUCCUGCACCCGCUGAACGAGUGCGAAGUGCCCAAGUUCGUGAGCACAACCAUCCGGCCCACGCUGAUGCCCUACCCCGAGCUCUACAACUGGGACAGCUGUGCCCAGUUUGUCUCAGACUUCCUCUCCAUGGUGCCCCUGCCUGACCCCCUUCAGCCGCCCUCGCACCUGUAUUCCUCGACCACGGUGCUCAAGCACCAGAAGGGGAACUGCUUCGACUUCAGCACGCUGCUCUGCUCCCUGCUCAUCGGCGCCGGCUACGACGCCUACUGCAUCAACGGCUACGGCUCUCGGGACCUGUGCCAAAUGGACCUGACGCGGGACGUGUGCCCGCUCACCAUGAAGCACAAGGAGGUGGUCCAGGAGGAAGAAAAGGUACCACCUAAGAAGUACGCCAUUAAACCGCCCAGAGACCUGAGCAGCAGGUUCGAGCAGGAGCAGGAAAUGAAGAAGCAGCAGGAGAUCAAAGCGGAGGAGGAGAAGCGGCGGAAGGAGGAGGAACAGCGCCUCCUGGAGGUGGAGAAAGCAAAGAUCGACCCCUUGCAUGGCCUACGGGUACACGCCUGGGUCCUGGUGCUGUCGGGGAAGCGUGAGGUGCCUGAGAGCUUUUUCAUCGAUCCGUUCACGGGGCGCAGCUACAGCACCCAGCAUGACCACUUCCUGGGCAUUGAGAGCCUCUGGAACCAUAAGAACUACUGGGUCAACAUGCAGGACUGCUGGAACGGCUGCAAGGACUUGGUGUUUGACCUGGGAGACCCUGUGAGGUGGGAGUACCUGCUCCUGGGGACAGAUAAGGCCCACCUGUCUAUGGCUGAGGACGAGGAGGACGGAAUGAAUGAUGAUGAAGAUGUGGAGAACCUGGGCAAGGAGGAUGAAGAUAAGAGUUUCGACAUGCCAUCCUCAUGGGUAGAGAAGAUUGAGGUCUCUCCGGAAGUGUUCGAGACCCGCUGCCCAAAUGGGAAGAAGGUGAUCCAGUACAAGAGGGCGAAGCUGGAGAAGUGGGCACCGUAUCUCAACAGCAACGGCCUCGUGUGCCGCCUCACCACCUACGAGGACUUGGAGUGUACCAAGACUUUGGAGAUAAAGGAGUGGUACCAGAACCGGGAGGACAUGCUAGAGCUGAAACACAUCAACAAGAGCACGGGCCUGAAUAUCGACUACUUCAAGCCAGGCCAUCCCCAGGCUCUGCGUGUGCACUCGUACAAGUCCAUGCAACCUGAGAUGGACCGCGUCAUGGAGUUUUACGAAACAGCCCGUGUGGAUGGCCUGAUAAAGCGGGAGGAGACACCGAAGACAAUGACGGAGUAUUACCAGGGACGGACUGACUUCCUCUCCUACCGCCACGUGGAUUUCGGGGAGAGGGUCAAGAAGUUGGCUCUGAACAGCGCGGAGUCAAACCCCCGGCCAAUGGUGAAAAUCACAGAGCGGUUCUCCCGCAACCCUGAGAAGCCCGCAGACGAGGACGUAGCCGAGCGCGUGUUUCUGAUCCUGGAGGAGCGCAUCCGGCUGCGCUACCACUGCUGGGACGACCGCAUCACGGCCUCCAAGCGCGAGUUCCUGCGGCGCACGGAGGUGGACAGCAAGGGCAACAAGAUCAUCAUGACGCCCGACAUGUGCAUCAGCUUUGAGGUGGAACCCAUGGAGCACACCAAGAAGCUGCUCUACCAGUACGAGGCCAUGAUGAAGCUGAAGAACGAGGAGAAGCUGUCCAGACAUCAGGCCUGGGAGUCGGAGCUGGAGGUGCUGGAGAUCCUGAAGCUUCGAGAGGAGGAGGAGGAGGUGCACACCCUGACCAUCUCCAUCUAUGACGCCAAGCGCAAUGAGAAGAGCAAAGAGUAUCGGGAGGCCAUGGAGCGCGUGAUGCACGAGGAGCACCUGCGGCAGGUGGAGGCCCAGCUGGACUACCUGGCCCCGUUCCUGGCCCAGCUCCCUCCGGGAGAGAAGCUGACGCGCUGGCAGGCCAUGCGGGUCAAGGACGAGUGCCUCAGUGACUUCAAGCAGCGGCUCAUCGACAAGGCCAACCUCAUCCAGGCCCGUUUUGAAAAGGAGACCCAGGAGCUGCAGAAGAAGCAGCAGUGGUACCAGGAGAACCAGGUGACCUUGACGGCCGAGGUCGAGGACUGGUACCUGAGUUACUGCUCUCAGGCCAUGUUCCGCAUCCGCAUCCUGGAGCAGCGGCUCCACCGCCACAAGGAGCUGGCCCCGCUCAAGUACCUGGCUCUGGAGGAAAAGCUCCACAAGGACCCACGCCUGGUGGAGUUCCUGAAAGUCUUCGUCUGAUGCUCGGCCGAAGCCGAAGCUGCCAGAGCAAGAACCCGCCUCCACGGCCUGGCCCCUGGGCUCUCUACAGCCAGCAAAUGACCGUCCCCUCCAGCGCCUGACCUCACUGCCACCCCGCCUCCCAGCAGCCCUGUCUCUCCUGCUUCUCAUGACUUUCCUGUAAAUAAA
Messenger RNA from Callorhinus ursinus (northern fur seal), 3571 nucleotides. The record is from RefSeq and is a predicted model, not a curated record. NCBI's taxonomy places the organism in Eukaryota, Metazoa, Chordata, Mammalia, Carnivora, Otariidae.